GAAUAUGGCAACAAAAAGUCAUACACGUAUCGUAAUAUGCUGCAGUCAAAUACAAGAUGUUUUCUCUCUGUUUCUCUCGUGCGUGCAUAUUUGCGUGGUGGAUACUAUGGCAAACUGUCAGUGAACGAAAUAGUUCUUCUUCUUCUUCCAUCUAUUUGCCUACAAUCGCGCAUACAGUGUGUGUAUGUGGUGUGUCAAAAUUUAUGAGCAUUAGUGCUUGUAACACAUAAAAAAAAAUCAAAUAGGAAGCAAGAAGAAAAAAAAAGCAGCGACGACGAAACGGGUAGAGUGAGUGAGAGUGAGAGAACAAGAGCAAGAGCUACAAGACAAGGAAUUUAUCAAUUUUGACCAACAACAACGUUGUGUUCUCUCUGUGUAUAUCGUGCGAGAGUUUUGUGCUUAGGGGUUUUUUUUUUGUUUGAACAGAGAAAACUGCAAUCGAACCAUCAUAUUUCGGAAGUUUCCAAACAACGAACAUAACUCUAGUUAUUUUUGGUUGAUUUAGUUUAAAGAACGAGAAAAGCAAAAGAAAAAAAAAUGGAUGACCACGAAAGCAUUUUGUUGAUUAAACAAGAAGUGUUUGUUUAUAAAAUACCACCAGCUGGUAGUAAUAGAAAGCACAGGGCUGCAAACUGGAAUUUAAGUGAACCACUGUGGACUGGUCGCAUGAAACUUGUGGCCAAAGGUAUUAAUGUCAAUCUCAAAUUGGAGGAUAAAAAUACGGGCGCAUUGUAUGCCAAUUGUCCAGUUGAAACAUAUCCAGGUGUUGCUAUUGAGGCAGUCAGUGACAGUUCCAGGUAUUUCGUGAUUCGUGUCGUCGAUGACAAUGGUCGAACGGCAUUUUUGGGUCUCGGCUUUGGCGAUCGAUCCGAUUCAUUUGACCUGAAUGUCGCCCUACAGGAUCAUUUUAAAUGGGUGAAAAACCAAGAGAAAAUCGAUCAAGAAAAAGUAACACCGCGACCCGAGCUUGAUUUAGGAUUCAAAGAAGGCGAAACCAUCAAAAUUAACAUGAAAAUCACCAAAAAAGAUGGCAGCGAAUCGUCACGGCGAACACGUACCGGGGCAACGGGCGCGUUUCCACCGCCACCAGGUGGCAUAAAAUUGGCACCACCACCAUCGAAUCCAACGGAACCGUCAUCGAACAACAGUAGCCAGUCAACACCACAGCCUCAGGCAUCACCAAAAGCGAACGCCAACUGGGUGCAAUUCUAGGCGAGCUGAAUACUAUAAACUGUUAUAUGCCCGAAAUGCUGUUUAAGUGAAAGUGAGUUAGCGAAAGCAGGAGAGACAUAGAGAUGUGAACAGAGAGAGAGAGAGAGAGAGAGAGAGAGAGAGGGAGAGAGAAUGAAAAAAAGUAACAAAGAAACAUACUUAUAAAUGGUUAACACGAUCUAUGAAAUGAGAAAACAACAACAACAAAAACAACAACAUAAGAAAACAAGAAUAUAUAUAUUAUAUAAAUAUGAAAUUGAAAAUAAUUGUAAAGAUGUACUGAGUAUAUAAAAAUGACUUUUUAGAUGAUAUGCGCGCGCUGUGAUUGAGAAAUUAUCACUAAUAGAAAGAGAAACAGAUUGCGAGAUAGCGGAGGGUUGAGAGAGAGAGAGAGAGAGAGAGAGAAAGAGCAUGAGAAUGGAUUGAGAACAUGAAACAGAUGAUGAAAACAAAAGCCCACAAAAUGUUCCAGUUGUUAAUCCGAAUUUCCAUACAAACAAAAUAAAAAAAAAAGUUCUUUUAAUAAUAGUAGUGUGAUGCUUUGGUAUGAGAUGGGUGAGAAAAGAAUGUGACAAAUUUCCUGCAUGAGAUGGCUUUUUUUAGAAUAUGUUGCACGCACCAAAUUGAGUGUUAGGAUUUGAGUGUUGAAGUUGAUGCCUGUGGAAAUUGUGACGAUUGUAGAACAGAUAGAAGAGCUGAAAAGUUCCGAAGAAGAAAAAAGUUUAGAACAGAGAUCAAACACGGUCCACGGUCGUCAUUUUCGAAGAGAAUUUUCUCGGAUUGAAACAUGCCCAAUGCACACAUACACAAUUUUAUUUGAAUCAAACAACUGCAUGAAUCAUUAAUAUGUUAGAGUGUCUCUAACAAACAACAACCACCACCACCACCACUACAAAAAGCGCGAAUGAUCUUAUGGCCAAUGUCCUUCACAAGACAAAAUAUCUCUCGCCGGUAAAAAAAAAAAACAAAAAACAAA
Messenger RNA from Sitodiplosis mosellana (orange wheat blossom midge), 2188 nucleotides. RefSeq names its product NECAP-like protein CG9132. Bases 538 to 1212 code for a protein of 224 amino acids. The record is from RefSeq and is a predicted model, not a curated record. The transcript is spliced from 6 exons. NCBI's taxonomy places the organism in Eukaryota, Metazoa, Arthropoda, Insecta, Diptera, Cecidomyiidae. Gene Ontology annotation, biological process: endocytosis. Gene Ontology annotation, cellular component: clathrin vesicle coat; membrane.